Messenger RNA from Dermacentor albipictus, 4899 nucleotides. RefSeq names its product lachesin-like. The record is from RefSeq and is a predicted model, not a curated record. Gene Ontology annotation, cellular component: neuron projection. Lineage: Eukaryota; Metazoa; Arthropoda; Arachnida; Ixodida; Ixodidae.
AGCGCGCGCGCUUUUUUCGGGAAGAAAAGGGACGUCGACGCGCGCGCUCGCCACCGCUGGCGCCACGAUUGUUGUUGUGUCACGCCGGCUCUUGGGAACAUGUGAGCACCGCCAGACACUUCUUGUAACUCCUCGCGGCAGCCUGCUCUUCGUUGUGCUCCGCUGAGGCGAACGUCGCGGGGGCUACUGACGUCGUGCUCGUUGUGAUCGUGUCGCAAGAGUGACAGCGCCGGCGUUUACACACACGAAGCCGGACAAGUAUUCGCCAUGUGUCUCGACCGUUCGCUUUCUCGCCUGGAGUGACUGAAGAACGUUGUUUCUGUUCCGCUUUCUUUAUUGUUUUCCCCGUUUGUCGUCCUCGCUUUCCUUGCGCUCGGGAGCCGACCAGGCGCGAAAGCAGCGAAGGAGGUGGAGACUGCAGGGUGAAGGAGAGAAGAAGGAACGAGAAGUCGCUUCGAAUUCGCUUGUCAAUCAGUUCGAUGGACGCAGCGACAGCGAGAGAGGUGAUUCUCUGACGUGCGUCUGAACCGUCUGUGAGAACGCUGCGGCCUGCUCGCCAAUCAUGGCUCACAAAACGGUGGACACUGGUGGCGUGCGGUCAAGCUUGCUCAUGCUGUUGGUGUUCGUGGCAGGUGCGGCGCAGACGACCACCGCCAGGCCUCGGUUUCUGAGCGGUAUCAAGAACGUCACUGUCGCACAAGGUCGAGAGGCCACUCUCGAGUGUCACAUUGAGAACUUGGGCAAGAACAAGGUGGCGUGGAUCAAGAUGGACACGGAGACCUUGCUCACGUACCACCGGCACAUCAUCGUCGGUGAGCCGCGGCUGCGGGUCAGCGACAACAACGAGCGCCACUGGCAGCUGCAUAUUCGCAACGCGCAGCCUUCGGACAAGGGCUUCUACAUGUGCCAGAUCAACACCGAGCCAAUGAUCACAGAGAUCGGAUUCCUCGACGUGCUUGUACCACCUUCAAUCCUUGACGAGGAGACGAGCUCGGACGUCACAGUGGACGAGGGCUCGCGUGUGAGCCUGCGCUGUCGUGCCAGCGGCUAUCCGCCUGCAACUAUCCUCUGGCGGCGGGAGGACGGUAGGGAGGUCAAUCUCGAGCGCUACAGUGGCCGCAAGAACUCCGUGAUGACGGUGGAAGGAGAGUUCCUCAACAUAAGCCAAGUGAACCGAGAAGACAUGGGCGCCUACCUGUGCAUAGCCAAAAAUGGAGUUCCACCUUCGGUCAGCCAAAGGAUACUUCUGCAAGUGAACUUCCGGCCCAAGAUCCGCGUCUCGGAGCAGCUGGUGGGCGCCGCGGUGGGCACCUCCGUGUUCCUCGAGUGCGUGGUGGAGGCCUCGCCGCGACCGCUGACUGCGUGGAUCCGCGGAGACGACCAGAUCCUGCUCCGGAGCAAGAAGUACGCUAUUUCCGAAGAGGUCGACUCCUACCGCAUACGCAUGCGCCUCCAGAUACACGACCUGCGACAGUCCGACUACGGCCGCUACAAGUGCCACGCCAAGAACACCUUCGGGGAGAAAGAGGGCUUCAUACGCCUGCACGAUAUUCCACAUCCGACAACUCUGGCCCGACCGACGCCAGCAACAGAGGCAGUGGUGCCCAGAACCAAGGUGUCAGGCCGAGAUGACCUGCAGAGAUUAAGGGCACAAGCGGACCUUUCAAUAACGGCCACAACGUCAUUCCUCGAUGAAAAUGCCAAGGACUCUGCGCAGCCCGGUGUUGGACUUCCUUCCAAUGAACAAAGCCGGUCGGGGCACAGACCUCUUGAUCGGGUACACUUCGAGCCACCAGAAAGGAAUCGAGGUGGCUCAUCCUCAGAUUCGUCCAGAAACGUCCCAAGCUUCCGUUGCUGCUCGUGUCAACUGCUGCUCUGGAGCACCGCGCUGUUCUUCGUGUACCGGUGGCCACUGUAAGCGAGAAGACCGGGGAAUACGCAGCCAGCUGACGCGAGCGCCCGCUGAGCGGAUUGAGGACAAUCCACUGCAGCGCUGGUGCCUCCGGCAACGUGCAAUAGCCGCAGAAAGCGACAGGCCAACAAAGCGGAUGUGGUGCUCAGGACUCCUGAACGUCGUCUCCACUCGAGCGAGAUGCGGACCGGCUACUUUUGGCUGGUGUCCAGCCACGGAGGUCGCAGGCUCUUCUCGGCGGUGUGUAGCGGUACGCCAAGAGUGGAAGGCGAUUCGCGAUCAUCACUCAAAGUUUGCAGCGUUCGCGGAAUGGAUUGUGCUUGCAUACGAAAAGCCCGAAACGCCGAGGAGAGUGAGACGAUGCGUUUUUUGUUGUUGUUUUUGUUGUUUCAUUGCGGUAUUUCACCCUGGAAAUCCUCUGCCCAAACGCGUAACGUCGUUCCAAAAUUACGAUAGAUUCAUCACGUGCGUCCCACAUGUCCAGUUGCGUCCACAUUAUGGUAAAAGAAUGGUAUCGCUGUUUGCGUGGGUGAUAACUUUUUCUUUUCUUCUUUUUUUCUUUUUCACCUUUAGCACACACAAACACAAUUCUGAGGUUUCCAGCCGGAGGAGCUUUACCAAAUUCAUUGCUGCGCCAGCUCUGUAUUUGAGGGUAUAUACGUUUACUUGUCAUGCUUAAAAUUGUAUGAUUUUAUGAGUUAGCCUGUCGGGAGGUAUUGUUAUUUUUCCCCCCGUUUUUAUUGCAUGCAUCAGUGUUUGUCCGGCUCUACGCAGAAAACAACCUUAGAAAAUGUGAAUUUCUAACACUUCAAGACAAACGCGCUUCUAAAAAAAGCUUUCAUGUUUCAUAACCAUUAAAAUAACGCACCUGCUGUUUCAGCAACAAGCACUAGCUCUCGCUCAUAUUUGCAUCGAUGCUCAUGAUGUCCCUCAAUUGUUUUUUUUUUCUUUUUUCGUUCGCGUUUAUAUUCCUCGCACCACAGUGUGCUAUUUAAAAGGUAUUUUAACACACCUUUAAGAUCAUGUGUGAUUUAUCAACGUUGUCUUCUCAUUAUAAUGUUAGUGGCUAAAUAACCAACUUUUCAAGUGCGUAACCAAAGCCAUGUUUUUUUUAAUUUCUGAUUUGCUUUUCUUUCUCAUAUCUCGCACAUUAAUGAGAUAAAAUGUACCGCUGUCUGCUAUUUUUCAGGAAUCAGAUGAGCUCGAUAUUAAGGGCCCAUGAAAGCCACAUUCAAUGUUACUGUUGCGGCCGCAGUUUCUUAUGCUAGUCGCGUGUUCCGAAGAAGUUUGAUUACGUGUAACCAUCGACACGCAGAGUUAGCAACCUGUGUGUUACCGCAUUACCGGUACUUAAUUACACUAUCUAACAAAAUAGACAAACACUAUGCACUUCGUUUUCCACGUGAAAUAACGAAAGCUGAGAUUUUCCAGUUUAUUUUUUAAAGAUUUACAGUGACGUUCUCCGUUUUUAAUCUUUCGCAGCUUCAGAUAUUAUAGCAGUAAUUUAAUGACUUGUGACUGGAUAAAACAUUUACUUACAAUUUUUGUGCGGUGUGUAAGCGACUAUAGAGUGCUGUAAUUAGGCUAUAAAUGUUGGAAUCCUGCUUUGGAAUUGGCGCUAUUAUCGCAUUCCGUGUUUUGCUCAUAACUGUAUUGGCACUAGUGGCACUAGAGAAUGCAAUUUUUGGAACCUCGUAAGAGAUGGUACAAACGCGAGCUUCCUUGACAAAAAAGUAAGCUUCGUUUUGUUUUUCACAAAGGUCCGAGUAAAAAAAAAAAAUCGUGCUUAGUUUUUUCUUUUUCAGCUUUCGUGUAGUUGGACUUCCCUGGACUACGAUUUUUUUAAAGUGCAGCACGAGCAUUAAGUUAGGUAACGCAGCAGGCUAAACAGCCUCGGUGCACAUUGAGCUGCGUGCAUAUUGAGCUGCGUGCACAUUGAACUGCGUGCAUAGGAGAAUUCUGCCAAACCCGCUUCACCAUUCAUUUUUCGAAACAGGGGCGUGCUUACCUUUCAGCGCUUGUCCCACCAAUUCAUCAAAUUGGCAAAUUUCAAGCUGGGGGAAGUGGUGUUGGAAAUUAAGAGCGUUAAAGACAUAUUAAUUUUGAGUUCACUAGCGGGACGACGAUCGCACAUAUCAGAAAGCGUCAUGUGCGCGCCCUAGCAUAUCAAGAAGGGGAAUCAAUUGUCGCCUCUUAAUCUAUGGAUGAUUUUGUGCGCACCCUAUAUUUUAGACCUCAACCGUCACCAUAAAAGUAACUUCACGGAACCUCUCUCUUUUUAUUGAAUGGAACAAUAAGAUAUCACGCCAUUGUGCAAAAGUUAUCUGUGUUAGUUGUUUCUUUAUGAGAGUGUCGAAGUGCUGAAAACUAGCUGUGCUGUUCGAGCGUCUUGCGUACGGAUAAGGCAGCACUAAGAUAAGUAUUACUUAUUCCAGCAAAUGUAAUUUCUGUAUAAAUCUUGGUUGGGUGAGUAUCUAUUCUGAAACCUUAACAAUGCUGACGAAGCGUAAAUGAAGCUUAUUUGCAAAAGAAAGUAAAAAGAAAAGGCACACUCCUUAAGGUAAUUGUGCAUCGAAAGUGCAUUGCAAGUACUACAAGAAAAUGUUGGAAAUGAUAUUUGGUGCGGCCAAAUUUAUUCCGCUGAGCAGUUCGGCAGGAGAAAGCACAGCAUAUCGCGUUAAUUGAGCAAGCAUUGAAGUGACGGUGUUUUGAUUUUAUUCGCUCGGUCGUAAGCAUACUUUGCUUUUGAACCGAAGCUGUGUCUGUAACAUAUAACCCAGAUCUUGUACAGAUUAUGUCGAAACAAAGUGCGGCUUGAGUUUUUCGUGCACGCAGAUGAAGCCGUCGUGUUUAGAGAGUGUAUUCUAUAGAGUUGACGACGUCGACCAUGUUGGACGGGGGGCAUCCAAUCGGCUCGCUGCUAAGCACUGUGGUCGCGUCGAGUGUACAUAUCCAACUAUGUUGAGCAAGAAUGAAUAAAGAAAAGG